Molecule: messenger RNA, 3050 nt
Organism: Bombyx mandarina (wild silkworm)
Lineage: Eukaryota; Metazoa; Arthropoda; Insecta; Lepidoptera; Bombycidae
Product: leucine-rich repeat flightless-interacting protein 2
Biological process (GO): regulation of DNA-templated transcription
Source: RefSeq, a predicted model, not a curated record
CACCACUGACAUUAGUCGGUCUCACCACAUCGAACCAAACGCGCGUGUGUAACGGCCACUUUUAAUUUAUUCAGAAACAUAUAAUCACAACAAAAUUAAUCUGGGAGGUUCUGUGAUAAUUCGCAGAGAGCAAAGGAAGGUGAAUGUGAAAUUGUGUUCGUUAAAAAACUUGAAAAAGAAUCAUUAAAAGUUUCACAAAGUGAAAAACGAUAAGAUAAAGUAAAGAAUACAAUAAAUUGUUAUCGAGUUCCAGUGAGGGUGCAGUCCGUGCAGUGUUUUAGUGCAAAAAUUGCGACCUUCCUUUCUAAUUGAGCAUUUUGUAACAUGUCGCAAUCUUCGAAACUCUACUUGAAUUUAUUCAGUUUCGCUAACAUUUCGUAGCGUUUUGUAAACAUUGUGUUAUUUGACGUCGCGACAAUAAACGCUUGGAUGAUGGGACGCCGAUCUGAGAUGGCCACCCCCGAUAACAGCGACGAAGAAAGCGGAGACGCUUUCACCGAUGGGGACUUCGAGGACUCCGGCGACGAAACCGUUGUCGAAAAUAACAAAUCUCAUAUACCUGUUAAUGACACUGUCAAUGAAGAAGUCAAGAAUGGUCAAUAUGUAGAAGAGAAUACUCCAAAAGUUAACGGUCACAAUAGUCAGAUAACGCCCUUAGAAGGUCCAGUCUUAACAGAUGUGCGCCGAGAUUCCUACGCAGAACAAACACCUUCGAUUGUUGGCAUCCUAGGAGAUCAACAUAAUCAUGCGGAACAGCGAUUAGCGGCGCGACGGGCGGCGCGGGCGGAAGCGCGGGAGAUUCGCAUGCGAGAGUUGGAGCGACAGCAACGCGAACAAGAGGACCAUGCCGAUAAAGCUUUCGAUAUGUAUACGGAGUCGGUGGGGAGGCGAACGGGGAGUCGUCUGGCGGCGCUCAGUCCCGCUGGAGUGCACUCACCGAGACGCAGCUCCGAGGACUCCGCUGACGACGGGUUCAACGUCAAAGACCUGAGGCACGAGCUGAAAGAAGUCGAAGAGAAGUUCCGCAAGGCGAUGAUACUGAACGCCCAGCUGGACAACGACAAGGCGGCGCUCGGCUACCAGCUCGAGCUGCUCAAGGACAGGAUCGAGGAGCUCGGCGAGGAGUACGCGCAGCUACAGCGCGAACACAAAGAGAAGUGCUCGACGCACGAGCGCUUAAAACGCGAGCACGCGUCCGUGGAGCGCGAGCUGGAGGCGGCGAGGGCGGCUAUACGCGCGCGGGACGCCGCCGCCGCCGACGCGGGCUUCGCGUUCGUGGAGGCCGCCGCGCCCCCCGCCCCGCCCCGCACCGCGCCCGCCGACCCGCCCCCCGACCCCGCCGCCCCCGCACCCCUCCUCGCGCUCGUCUCGCACGCCGCGCAUCAACUGCUCGAUGACGUCGGCGAGGGAACGCUUGAUGUCCGGUUACAGAAGCUGGUGAGCUCGAAGCAGGCGCUCGAGUCCGAAGUGCGGAAACUGAAGAUCCAGCUGAACGAAGAGCGCGCCGCCAGACAGAACGGGGUCGCCAACCAUCACGACCAGGAGUAUGAGGACGAAUUGGAGACCCUGCGGAAGUCGGUGUCGGAGGCUCGCGGGCGGGCGGCGCGCGCGGAGGCCGAGGCCGCGCUGCAGGCCGGCGGCGCCGCCCGCCUCGCCGCGCAGCUGGCCCGCCUGCGCGCCCGCCAGGACCAGCACGACCAGCUCGAGGACCAGCUCAACCAGGAGCGGAGGAGGCUGCAGCGCGAGACGAGGGAAGCGCUGAACCGCGUCGAGGAGUUGGAAACCGAGAACAGUCACCUCACGAAACGUCUCGACAAAUUGAAGAACGCGAAGUCUGCGCUGCUCAAGGACCUGUGAGGCGCGCGACGCUUCACGCCGACUGCGUUGUUCGGAAUACGACAUUUAAACUAAAUUGAACUUUAUAAUGUGCAACGGAAAGGAGGUAAUCAAUUGAACCGACAUGGAAUUCGAGAAAGUAUUCAUUAAAUGAAACUACCGUCAAUGUAUAUAGCGCCACUCGACUACCGCGAUCUGCAACACACCCGGAGAUCCUGCGUAAUACACUGCGUGUGAGGAUUUUGUACGACUUACAUUGCUGGCUCAUCAAGUAUACUGAAAAUAUACCUGUAUAACUUAGAUUUUAGUGUAGUGAUACAUUGCGUGUGGCUUCGGGACCUCGCGACCACGAAGACAAAGGUUUAUUCACCCACGUAAUAUCCUUUUAGUCGACGCCUUAUCUCAACACAGCAUCCUGAAGAUCAUCGCCUCUCUAAUUUAAGAUGAUCAGUCGAAUCCAGAUAUUUCUAAAUGGACAAAUGGGCUCAUCACACUCACCUCUACGGUCUGUAUGUUGAAAAUAAACAUUUACAAAAGUUGGAAAUAUUAAAUUUUAAUUCUCGAUACCGGGCUGUAAUUUUUUGCAAAAACCUACGAAUAAUUCAGGAGUAAUAUGUUUUUUAUGGUUUAGAAUAAUUAAACAAUUUCGUUUCUCCAGUGCUCACUUAAUUUCGUUUUAAUCAUUAUUGUUCUAUUGUAGAAUUUUAAGAAAAAAAAAGAGCAUGUUAUUGUAAAUUUUAUUAUUUACUCCACUAUUUGAUGCGCAUUACACAGUGUGAGGGUAUAUUUAUUUUUAAUCUGCUCUUAAAUACUUUUGAUUUUUAUUUAUUGCACUGUUGAGCGAGAGAGGUCACAGGCCACCUCUUGUUCGAUGGCAACAGGAGUCCACGGAGGUCGUAGUCUCGAUUGCAUUGUAUAACGAUUGUAUCGACCUACGAACCGAAACACAUGACUGCUUCGCGGUAGAAAUAGGCCGGAUAGUGGUACCUAACCGCGCGGGCUGGUAGGCCACUGCUGGGAGGAGGGUAUCGAAAAAAAACUACUACCGUAUUUUAACAUUCGUUUUAAAAACUUCCUAGUUCGCCGAUUCGGAAUACUAAAAUUAACAAAUAAUUCAAGACUUUUCUCUUUCUAUUAAGUCAAUAUUUCUUAAAUCCACAAUGUAAAGCAAAAUGGAAACGUCGGACAUUGACUCCACUCGUCAGCUCUGUGUU